Messenger RNA from Exophiala viscosa, 2526 nucleotides. Its product is annotated as non-specific serine/threonine protein kinase. Lineage: Eukaryota; Fungi; Ascomycota; Eurotiomycetes; Chaetothyriales; Herpotrichiellaceae. The transcript has a single exon. Gene Ontology annotation, molecular function: protein serine/threonine kinase activity; ATP binding. The record is from RefSeq and is a predicted model, not a curated record. Gene Ontology annotation, cellular component: cytoplasm. Bases 342 to 2351 code for a protein of 669 amino acids. Gene Ontology annotation, biological process: protein phosphorylation.
UCCUCUUUCACGACCUUGCACUUCACAAUGCAUAGCAACAGACAUAAUUGAACAAGUUUUCGCCUGGGACAUCCAUGAAUUAACGACAUCACGACCUUCAUGAACCAAACCACGCAGAUGAGACAGGCAGUGGCACUUGCCCAGUGCGCUCCAAAGAACUGACCAGUGCAUAUUUCCCUCGAUACUCGACCACUUUUCUGUCCUCACACUCUUUGAAAAGGAGCAAACCCCUCGUUCGCCUGUCUUGUUACUCUCCGCGAAUACAUUGGGCAAGACAGUGCCCCAGAUCUCCCAACAUUAUACAGCCUCAAGCGUCCUGUCGUUCUUCAUCUGCCCUGACGAUGGAUCCGGAAGAAUUGUACACAAAACAAAACUGCAUUGGCGGAGGCAGCUUUGGCAAAGUAUACAAAGGCGUUGACAAGCGAACUGGACAAGCAGUAGCUAUCAAGAUCAUCGACGUGGAGAAUGCUGAAGAUGAGGUCGAGGACAUCAUACAAGAAAUCUCCAUACUGUCAGAACUGCAGUCUCCCUAUGUGACCAAGUACCAUGGCUCGUUCCUCAAAGGCUCAGACUUGUGGAUCAUUAUGGAAUUCUGUUCUGGGGGAAGUUGUUCAGACCUCAUGAGACCUGGUCUCAUUCAUGAAGACUAUAUCUGUAUCAUAAUUCGAGAAUUACUCAUGGGUCUGGACUAUUUACACAGCGACAAGAAACUUCAUCGCGACAUUAAAGCGGCCAACGUACUUCUGGGUCAGAAUGGGCAAGUCAAACUGGCUGACUUUGGCGUAUCUGGACAAUUGUCGGCGACCAUGACCAAGAAGAAUACCUUUGUCGGCACACCUUUCUGGAUGGCGCCAGAGGUCAUUAAACAGUCAGGCUAUGAUCAUAAGGCAGACAUAUGGUCACUGGGAAUCACAGCUAUCGAACUCGCGCAAGGAGAACCUCCCUAUGCUGACAUACAUCCCAUGAAAGUACUCUUUCUAAUUCCAAAGAACCCACCACCUACCCUGCAGGGGAACUUCACUCGCACUUUCAAGGACUUUGUCGAGCUUUGUCUACGACGAGAUCCUCGAGAACGCCCCUCCGCAAAAGAGCUGUUGAAGCACCCUUUCAUACGAAAGGCGAAAAAGACUACAUAUCUGACUGAGCUGAUCGAGAGGAACGAGAGAUACAUGGCUAGCCACGGAAGUCGGUCUUCGGACGACGAGGAGGAAGAUGACAGACCUAUGCAUCAACGUGAGAACGAGAAUGAAGACCUCUGGGAUUUCGGUACUGUGAGACCUGUGGGAGGUCGUGCAGGUGGGCUACGACCUAUGAACGACUCGGAUACCAACGCGAGGGCGUCUGCAGAGCCGGCGGCAGCAAAGAGCAAGGUGGACUGGGAUGAGACCGUCAAGGCACCUUCUUCUCCACAGAAGUCACCCGUUAAAUCGGUAUUUCCUACCCCGGCCAAAGUUCCACUACCACCCUCACCAAAGAAGGCAACAUCUUCAGCAUCGAAUGAGGUUUCAGUUUCUUCUGCUGCCGCUCAGGCUCCAACCACAUUGAACUCAGCUAUCCCAAAAACACCGGCAGCUCCAUUGAUCUCCAAGCUCUCCUCAUCUCGAGAGCCCAAAGACAGUCCUGGGUCUGGGGAAUACAACAAGGCGUUUCAAGCUCAAUUAGCGAAGGAUAUGGGCUUUUUGAAGCUAGACAAUGCAGACAGCCCAAAAACACAAUCGCGACAUGUCCCAACACCGCCCGGUCAGAAACCCCAGAUGGUCAUACCAGACAUUCCUCCUUUCAGAGGAAAGCCAGGAAGAGGGGAGCCUCUUCAGAAAGCAUCAUCAACAGCAUCUUCGAGUCCUUCAGGUCAACACCCUCUUCCGGCCUUUUCCUUUGCAUCUAUCCCACAAGCACAGACUACCGCAUCAAUGACGAAUCAACAACGACUGCCACCUCUAACAGAUAAGACCAAUCAACCAUCGUCUUCGACGCCUGUAACACCCAGCACAACAAGCUCGCAGGACCCUAGACAGGAAGAGGAACUCACUGCCCUGAAUUCUGUGAUUAUUCCAGCACUUGAGGCUGCCAUGCAUCGGCGCAAUUUCGCUCUGAAAGAGCUUGGUCGAGCCACCAAACAAGGCUCUUCUGUUGCCGCAGAGAUGCAGCAGCAGAGAAUGCAGACUCACGAGAAAGUCAGACGGUUAGCUGGCAAAGCUGUGCAGAUCUUCCAGGAGAUCCAGGAGUACGAUGAAGAGUGUCCUGUCGGUAUGGGUGGAGGAGUUACUGAAUUCUUAGAGGGCUUUCUGGAAGAAAUACUUGUACGGGUUGAGGCGGCAGAAGAGCCGGAGAUGAGUCCUAGGAAGUCAUGAGGUUGCAUGUAAUUAACGAGGGUCGGUUGUUUUAUGUCUAGAUGAGGUCCGGGAUCGAGCUUUACAGCAUUGGAGUAUGUAUUAUGAACAAAGGGCUUCAAGUAUUCGCAGGCGAGAAUAGCGACGUUGAUUUGCUCGGCCUUGCGUGACUCAAUGAUGCUUGUGAGAGCUGCGA